AUGGCUUCAGCAGUCACAUUUGCUUCUGCUCCUCCUCGCCUCCUCUACGCCUCUGCUAUUUCUUGUCGCAUCAACCCUUUUGCCUACCUCGGCAACGACAGUGACGGCGAGGAGAAACCCGUCGUUCCUGUCAAGACCGUUGACAAGAACACUGCUCGUACUACUAAGCGUAAUGUCGAGCCCCAGGCUCCCGUAAGGGCCGGUGGUGCUGGCGGUAACCGCCGUGGUCCCGGUGGUAACGAGGGUGCUUUCCGGGAUCGUGGUGCUGGCAGCAACCGAAACCAGAACCGAUCCACUGAGGAGGCUCCUCGUGAUGGUCCCCGAGGCGGUGCCGGUGCUCGUGUCCGUGGUGGACGUGGCGCUAGACACGCCCGUGAGCGCGAUGACCGACACCCUUCCAAGUUCGGCGGCCACGGUGGCUCUGACAAGCAGGCUGCCCAAUCCUGGGGUGCUAACGAGGGUACUGCUGAGCUUAAGGACGAGCAGGCCGGUGAAGCUAUCGCUAAGGACGAGCAAAAGGAUGCCGUUGCUGAGGACGCUGCCGCUGAGGCUGCCGCCGCCGAGGAGGAGGCCGAGAAGCAGGUCUCUUACGAGGAAUAUCUCGCCCAGCAGGCUGAGAAGAAGGCCGCUCUCGACUCCGGUCUCAAGGUCCGUGAGGCCAACGAGGGCAGCAAGCUCGACAAGAAGUGGGCCAACGCCAAGCCCCUCGAGAACGAGGAGGAGGAGUACUUCGCCCCUACCGGAGGCAAGGCCCAGCGCCAGCGCGAGCGCAAGGUCAAGCAGACCAUUGACUUCGACCCUCGCUUCGUCGAGCCUGAGCGCACCCGAGGUGGUGCUCGCGGAGGCCGAGGCGGCCGUGGAGGUCGUGGCGGAGAGCGUGGUGGUGAUCGUGGCCGUGGAGGUAACCGCGGCGGUCGCGGCGGUGCUCCUCAGGGAUCUGCUAAGGGCAAUGCUGCUAUCAACACCAGCGACCAGUCUGCUUUCCCCAGCCUCGGCGGCAACUAG
Molecule: messenger RNA, 1005 nt
Organism: Fusarium musae
Lineage: Eukaryota; Fungi; Ascomycota; Sordariomycetes; Hypocreales; Nectriaceae
Exons: 6
Coding region: 1-1005 (334 amino acids)
Cellular component (GO): nucleus; cytoplasm
Molecular function (GO): RNA binding
Source: RefSeq, a predicted model, not a curated record